GUUUGUUGAGCGUUACUUGUGUUCUGCAUAAAACUUUCUGCGAGUUCUUACAAGUUGUAAUAAAAGUACACGUCUGUUGACGUACGUGUGUAAGCAAAAAUAUAUUUAAGAGUGCACAUUUAAGAUAGAUUCAUGACACAAGCAGUACAAAGGUUAGAGGCAAAGUUUUUAUUAAGCGGAGACAAAAGACCGAGAGUAAUGCAAACUAUUAAAGGUUAUGUUGGAAUCCGAUCAUUUGGACUAAAUAUUAAAAAACUAUCUACUACCAAACAAAGGGAAGAAAGGAUCUUCAUGGAAAUUUGUUUAAAAUUAUUGACAUAAUUGAACCGCUCGAUGCACAAGCUUAUGUCUCCCAGAUUUGAAAUUGCCCUUUUGAACAUCUUAUUCACAAUGCCGCAGCCUUCCUUUGAAGAUUGGAGAUGUUUAGGUAAACACAUAAUUAUAUAUACAUACCAUAUAUAUAUAUGUAUGUAUCUACGCAUAAUAUAACCGCACUCUGACUUUAACUAAGUGAUGCAUGACCUAUGAACAAUAUUGAGAGAACCAAAACCAUAUUUGGAAAGGAGAAACAACUUUAGUAAAUGUGGCGAAAAAAUACAAAUAUGUAUACACAUGUACUUCGAUACGUGCGUAUGCUUGUCUUCUAAAUUAUGGUUUGUUGGGUGGAUAUACUUGUAUGUAUGUAGGUACACGUAUUUAAUUUUAUUUCGGGUCUUGAAAUGAUUGUGCUUACGAAUCGAAUUAUUUGUGUAUUUAUAUUUACAUUAUUACAUAGUAUUACUUAGUUUUUACUAUAAUAAAAUAAUAAAGGUAACGCAAGUGAUCUAUUCAUUCGCACUCCAAACUUUAAACUUAAACGUGUAAUUAAUAAGCAAAAUACUUAAUUGAAGUUCAUUCUAUUAAAGACGACUGUUUAGUUGAUAAUUUUUGAAUUAUGUCGUUUAUUGGAGCAAACACUUCAGACGCUGAAUGUGAAAGAGCGGAUCAACCAAAAACCCGUCAUUCGGAAUUUAUUUCAAAGUUAGCUGCAAACAAGUUAUCCUUGGAACCUAAAUGGACAAAUAAAAAGGAUGAUGAAUCUGGAUCAGAAUUGUCCUACUCAGAAAACUUUUUGACGAGAGGUGCAUUUUUGCUGACACCUCUACAUGAAUUAUCAAUGGAACGAGCUGCAGUUAUAUGCGAGAAAAUGAAUUUCAAGGGAUGUUUUAGUCUAACGAAAACUGCUACGGGAAUUCUUUUCAAGUUUUCACACCCAGACGAUUAUCAAGCCGUUUAUAAAAAGGGAUUCCACAAAAUAACGGGAGCGAGAUUUUAUCGAAAGAUAGCGAUUCCCUGUCGACCGAAAAAAACAUUCACUCUCUUUGUUAUGGAUGUGCCUGAAGAUUUACCCGUCGAAGACAUUAGGCAUGCAUUAUAUAAGUUCGAUUCUGUAGUUGAAGUAGUUCGCCUUCAUUACCAAACUCAACAAUUAAUAUCAAACGAAAAGAUUCAAGAAGGAACCCUUAUAACUAGAAAUGAAAUUUCUGAGAAAACAGACCGCCGAGAAUCAACUACGUCGGUAAUUCGAAUAACAUUGGCAUCAAUGGAUGAAUAUAAUAUAUUACUGCAAAAUGGACUAAACUUUUACGAUGCGACCUUUUUCCCAACAGAAGCAAAUCUUCAAAUGAAGGAUGCAAAAAUUGACUAUAAAAGACGAAUUUUCGAUGGAAAUAAGAGUAGCCGAGUUCGUGAAUUGCUUCCUGUUUUCGAUGCCACCGGAUUUUGUAAAUUGCCACCACCAUCAAGUAAACUUAUUAAGCCAACAAGAAUCAUCAAAUAAUGUCUUCCAAUAAAAAUACUGCACUACUAAAUGAUUUACGAAACGCAUUUAACACAUGAUAUUAAUUCCUAAAAACCUUUUUAAUUCUUUCUUCUUUUCUAAUCAAAGAAUAAAUUUUGAAAUAUAUAUGCAAUA
Messenger RNA from Bactrocera oleae (olive fruit fly), 1954 nucleotides. RefSeq lists its product as uncharacterized. The record is from RefSeq and is a predicted model, not a curated record. NCBI's taxonomy places the organism in Eukaryota, Metazoa, Arthropoda, Insecta, Diptera, Tephritidae.